This is a messenger RNA of Polychytrium aggregatum, 1660 nucleotides long. Its product is annotated as integral peroxisomal membrane peroxin-domain-containing protein. Gene Ontology annotation, cellular component: peroxisomal membrane. The transcript has 5 exons. Lineage: Eukaryota; Fungi; Chytridiomycota; Chytridiomycetes; Polychytriales. Bases 1 to 1521 code for a protein of 506 amino acids. Gene Ontology annotation, biological process: peroxisome organization. The record is from RefSeq and is a predicted model, not a curated record.
AUGGCUACUAUCGAGCCUGAAGCCCGUCACAAAUCAACCAAGAGCUUGCCCCGGUUUGCCGAGCCCUACGACGAACCGCAGCUUCCCUUCCCCUCGGCAUUUGCCAUCCAGCCCUGGCUGUCCCGAAAUACCACGACCACUAGUAUGCUGUCCGAUCCCCCCAAUCUCGCUUCCCUUCCGACGAUCACCCUUCCCUCGGAGCCACCCGACGAUACUCUCUCAGGAUCGGCCCGCUCUUCGGUCUCGUCGAUAGCGCCGUCCUUCAUCGCUCCAUCACGCACCCGACAUGGCCUUUUGCGCGAGGAGUCCCAUCCUGGCUCGCCGCCAUUCUCGAAUCAACCUGUCAAGGACAGCCCCACGUCGUCGGGGAGCUCGGGCUCGAGUAGUCCGUCUCGCGAGCUAUCGUCUUCCGAAGACCUCAACAUCGCGGCGCAGCGACAGCCGCCUCUGAAUCUACUCACGGCGACCCCAUGGAACAUUAGCCGACUGGUGCUGCGGCUGGGACCCGUUGUGGAUGCCUUUGAUAUUGCGGUCGAUGUGCUGCUCUGGACGUAUCCCUUCCGAACCGGCAUGAUCUGUAUUGGCUGGAUUGUUCUCUGCACCUAUCCCAUCCUGGGCUUCAUUAUCCCACAAGCGUGCCUGAUCCUCUAUAUGCUGAGCAGAUACAAGACCUCCAGCCAUCGUCGUCCGCUCCCAACGCCGCCCAUCGAAGAGCUCGAAAGAGUAACCUCGAGCACUAGUCUCCUCAGCUCCAUACCAACCGUCAAUCACCAGCAGUACCAGAAAAACCUCAAAUUCAUGCAGAAUCUCAUGGUGAUCUACUGCGACCUCUACGAUCGGGCUGCGGCAGUCCACCAGACCCUGGACUGGCACGAUUCGGAACUGACCACCCGAUGGCUUCGAGUCAUUGCCCUUGCCAUUCCGAUGGCUUACGCCGUCGUCCUGGUUGUGCCUGUGAGGACCAUCGUGAUGGUGGCCGGAUUGAUGGUCCUGAUGAUGCACACAUCGCUCUUUAGGACACUGAUGAUGGUGCUGCCGUCGUUCAUCUGGAAGCGUCUGGUCAACUGGACCAGCAGACUGAUACGAACCUUCCCGGCCCCGGACUCUGCCGUGGACCUGGGUGUGGUCGAUGACUUUGAGGGAGCAACCCCAGAAGAGGAGAAGGCCAAGUCCGAGACGAUGGCCGUCGAUGUCUAUGAGAACCAACGCUGGUGGAAUGAGUCUGGAUGGGCCGCCCGGCUGCUCAAGUCCGAGCGCCCUUGUUGGAGCGAUGUCACCGGCAAACUCACUCGCCAUCCCAAGUCGCUGAUUGAGCUUCCCUCCAAGGACUGGGUCUGGGCGACCGAGUGGGUCGUCGACCGCGAGUGGUACCCCUGCGAUAAUGAUGGAUGGGUCUACAGCGAUCACAACUGGAAGAACGAAACUGAGGGCCAGUGCAUCACUUCGCUGACCAGGAGGAGACGCUGGGUGCGUUCAAUGAGGCCUGUCGAUGGAUCAAAAAAGACCACCCAUCUUGACUAGACACUGCAGCAGCGAAAGUACUGCUUCUGGGCCUAUCCCAUCCCGUAUGUGACGAAGCCGACCGGCAGCGCCGAUGAUACCGUGCAUCCAAGAAAUGCAUCCCUCCCCCGGCUGUUGAUCAUUCCUUUUCUGUUCUUGG